Molecule: messenger RNA, 2903 nt
Organism: Globicephala melas (long-finned pilot whale)
Lineage: Eukaryota; Metazoa; Chordata; Mammalia; Artiodactyla; Delphinidae
Gene: SMAD7
Product: SMAD family member 7
Biological process (GO): transforming growth factor beta receptor signaling pathway; SMAD protein signal transduction; anatomical structure morphogenesis
Cellular component (GO): heteromeric SMAD protein complex
Molecular function (GO): I-SMAD binding; transcription regulator inhibitor activity
Source: RefSeq, a predicted model, not a curated record
ACUGGCGCAUGCCACGGAGCGCCCCUCGGGCCGCCGCCGCUCCUGCCAGGGCCCCUGCUGCUGCUGCUGUCGCCUGCGCCUGCUGCCCCAACUCGGCACCCGACUUCUUCAUGGUGUGCGGAGGUCAUGUUCGCUCCUUAGCCGGCAAACGACUUUUCUCCUCGCCUCCUCGCCCCGCAUGUUCAGGACCAAACGAUCUGCGCUCGUCCGGCGUCUCUGGAGGAGCCGUGCGCCCGGCGGCGAGGACGAGGAGGAGGGCGCGGGGGGAGGCGGAGGAGGAGGCGACCUGCGGGGAGAAGGGGCGACGGACGGCCGGGCGCAUGGGGCCGGUGGCGGCGGCGCAGGCAGGGCUGGCUGCUGCCUGGGCAAGGCGGUGCGAGGUGCCAAAGGUCACCACCAUCCUCACCCCCCAGCCGCGGGCUCCGGCGCGGCCGGGGGCGCCGAGGCGGAUCUGAAGGCGCUCACGCACUCGGUGCUCAAGAAACUGAAGGAACGGCAGCUGGAGCUGCUGCUCCAGGCCGUGGAGUCCCGCGGCGGUACGCGCACCGCGUGCCUCUUGCUGCCUGGCCGCCUGGACUGCAGGCUGGGCCUGGGGGCGCCCUCCGGCUCGCAGCCCGCGCAGCCGCCCUCGUCCUAUUCGCUCCCCCUCCUGCUGUGCAAAGUGUUCAGGUGGCCGGAUCUCAGGCAUUCCUCGGAAGUCAAGAGGCUGUGUUGCUGUGAAUCUUACGGGAAGAUCAACCCCGAGCUGGUGUGCUGCAACCCCCAUCACCUUAGCCGACUCUGCGAACUAGAGUCUCCCCCUCCUCCUUACUCCAGAUACCCGAUGGAUUUUCUCAAACCAACUGCAGACUGUCCAGAUGCUGUGCCUUCCUCCGCUGAAACAGGGGGAACGAAUUAUCUGGCCCCUGGGGGGCUUUCAGAUUCCCAACUUCUUCUGGAGCCUGGGGAUCGGUCACACUGGUGCGUGGUGGCAUACUGGGAGGAGAAGACGAGAGUGGGGAGGCUCUACUGUGUCCAGGAGCCCUCCCUGGAUAUCUUUUAUGAUCUACCUCAGGGGAAUGGCUUUUGCCUCGGACAGCUCAAUUCGGACAACAAGAGUCAGCUGGUGCAGAAAGUGCGGAGCAAGAUCGGCUGUGGCAUCCAGCUCACGCGGGAAGUGGAUGGCGUGUGGGUGUAUAACCGCAGCAGUUACCCCAUCUUCAUCAAGUCAGCCACACUGGACAACCCGGACUCCAGGACGCUGUUGGUACACAAAGUGUUCCCCGGUUUCUCCAUCAAGGCUUUUGACUACGAGAAAGCGUACAGCCUGCAGCGGCCCAACGACCACGAGUUCAUGCAGCAGCCGUGGACUGGCUUCACCGUGCAGAUCAGCUUCGUGAAGGGCUGGGGCCAGUGCUACACCCGCCAGUUCAUCAGCAGCUGCCCGUGCUGGCUGGAGGUCAUCUUCAACAGCCGGUAGCCACGUGGGGAGAGGACAGCGGGAGCCUAGCGGGCCCGGUCCAAACUACUUUGCUGCUAAUAGUUUCCUCCUGAGUGCUUGCUUUUCAUGCAAACUCUUUGGUCGUUUUUUUUUUCUUUCUUUCUUUUUUCUCCCCUCCUUCCCCUCGUUCUUGUUUAUGUUCUGUUUUGUUCUUUGAGAAAUAGCUUAUGAAAAGAAUUGUCGGGGUUUUGGCGGGGGCGGGUGGUAUGGUUGGCAGAACACCGAGGCGUGAAAAGGGGAAGCAAAAAUCAGUACCACCGAACACAGUGUAAAUGGGGGGGCAGGCCUCGACUUCGGGGUCCUCGUUGCCCUCGUCAGGGUGUACGAGAGAGAGAGAGAGAGAGAGAGUGUGCGUGUGUACGCAGAUGGGGGAAGCGGUGUGCUCUGUUGUGUUUCCUACGGAUGUUGACCGCUGAGAGGUUUGCGCUCCCAAGCUGUGUCCCUCGUGCUCCUUGGACUUGCACAGUGGGGCAGCGGGUGUCCCAGCAGUGGCCAGCAGCAAGGCUCUGUCCCCCAGCCUGGGGAAGCCCCCAUCCCACCUCUCCCCUUCUAGGACAUUGGCCUGUCCGCAGGCUUCUUAGAAGCCACCCUGCCAGUUUUUCCAUGCUGUCUCACUCCCUUCCGGCCACCCUGCUGCCGUUGUCGUGUCUUUCCUUUUUGGCCAUCUGCUCCGGGAUACCUCUGAGAUGGGCUUCCCGAGGGCUGCCGGGGCAGCCCCGUCACAGUAUUGCUCACCCAGUGCCCUCUCAGGCCCCUCCGCCUCUCCCCUGCCCUGGUUACAUCAGGUUUUUCCUGGACUCAGAAAACCAGCUCAGCACUUUCCUCCCCUCUGCAGCCUGUGUGUUGAGCUCUGCUGUUAGACCAGCGAGGGGAGCCGCCCCACUCCCCACCAAGAAGGAUUCGGUCCAUCUUAACCCAAGGUACCAUCCUGAGCUGACACCUAACUCUUCCGUUUCUUCUACAACUCAUACACUCGUAUGAUACGUUGACACUGCUCUUAGCUCAAUGAGCAUGUUUAGACUUUAACAUAAGCUAUUUUUCUAACUACAAAGGUUUAAAUGAACAAGAGAAGCAUUCUCAUUGGAAAUUUAGCAUUGUAGUGCUUUGAGAGAAAAAGGACUCCUGAAAAAAAAACCCUGAGAUUUAUUAAAGAAAAAAUGUAUUUUAUGUUAUAUAUAAAUAUAUUAUUACUUGUAAAUAUAAAGACGUUUUAUAAGCAUCAUUAUUUAUGUAUUGUGCAAUGUGUAUAAACAAAAAUAAAGAAAAGAUGCACUUUGCUUUAAUAUAAAUGCAAAUAACAAAUGCCAAAUUAAAAAAGAUAAACACAAGAUUGGUGUUUUUUUCUAUGGGUGUUAUCACCUAGCUGAAUGUUUUUCUAAAGGAGUUUAUGUUCCAUUAAACAAUUUUUAAAAUGUAUACUUGA